Molecule: messenger RNA, 1654 nt
Organism: Numida meleagris (helmeted guineafowl)
Lineage: Eukaryota; Metazoa; Chordata; Aves; Galliformes; Numididae
Product: olfactory receptor 14C36-like
Exons: 2
Coding region: 441-1415 (324 amino acids)
Biological process (GO): G protein-coupled receptor signaling pathway
Cellular component (GO): membrane
Molecular function (GO): G protein-coupled receptor activity; olfactory receptor activity
Source: RefSeq, a predicted model, not a curated record
CGCUCGUUGCACGCGCGUGAAGCCGCCGCCGCGGCGACAGCGCAUGCGCGACAGCGUCUCCACAGCAACAGCGCCUCAGCGCGCGUGCAGCCGCCCGUUGCUCUAGCGGCGCGCUGUGACGUCAUCAUUCUGCGCCCCGAGGAGUAGGCGGCCAUGUGGAAGUGGUGCCGUGCCCCGCGCUGCUCCGGCGUCGCUGGGCUCCGAUCGCCGCCUCAGCUUCUCCAAGACUGACUCCUGAAGACUCCACUGCAGAGAACCCUGUGCCCAGUGGCACUCUCAUCCAGCAGCAACCAGAGCUCAAGCAAAUAUCCUGCAGAAAGGGGAGUGGCAGUGUGGGAGGUUUCAGCAAGAUACAGAGUAGGUCUGGCUUGCUGAAGUCAACCCUAAUAUCGUAAUGCUUUUUUUCUGCUUUAAAAGGCACUCAUGGCCAGCAGAACCAAAUGCCCAACAGCAGCUCCAUCAGCGAGUUCCUCCUCCUGGCAUUUGCAGACAUGCGGCAGCUGCAGCUCCUGCUCUUCUGGCUCCUCCUGGGCAUCUACCUGGCUGCCCUACUGGGCAACGGCCUCAUCAGCACAGCUGUAGCCUGCGACCACCGCCUGCACACCCCCAUGGACUUCUUCCUCCUCAACCUCACCCUCCUUGACCUGGGCUGCAUCUCCACCACUCUCCCCAAAGCCAUGGCCAGUGCUCUCUGGGACACCAGGGACAUCUCCUAUGCUGGAUGUGUUGCACAGUGCUUUUUCUUUGUCUUCUUGAUGUCAGCAGAACUUUAUCUGCUCACUGCAGUGUCCUAUGACCGCUACGUUGCCACCUGCAAGCCCCUGCACUACGGGAUCCUCCUGGGCAGCAGAGCUUGUGCCACCAUGGCAGCAGCUGCCUGGGGCACUGGGGUCCUCCAUGCUCUGUUGAACACCAUCAAUACAUUUUCACUGCCACUCUGCCAAGGCAAUGUGGUGGACCAAUUCUUCUGUGAAAUCCCACAGAUCCUCAGGCUCUCCUGUUCACACUCCUAUCUCAGAGAAAUUUGGGCUGUUGUGGCAGCUAUCUGUUUAGCCUUUGGGUGUUUUGUUUCCAUUCUUUUCUCCUACGUGCAGAUUUUCAUGACUGUGCUGAGCAUGCCUUCUGAGCAGGGCCGGCAGAAAGCCCUGCUCAGAAGGGCUCGCCUGGUCAGCCUCCCUCACCUGGCUGUGCUCUCCCUGCUUAUCAGCACUGGCACAUUUGCUUACCUGAAGCCCUCUUUGAUCUCCUCCCCAUCCCUGGACCCGGUCGUGGCAGUUCUGUACUCAGUGGUGCCUCCAGCAGUGAACCCACUCAUCUACAGCAUGAGGAACCAGGAGCUGAAGGAUGUAUUGAGGAAAAUGAUGUCAAGGACAUGUUUCAGCAGCAGUGAAAUGUUCAUCUCUCUGCAUAAAUGAUUCACAGUCUUUCCCAUAACAGGCCUAUUUCAUGUUUUUUAUGUUUAUAUAUUUAUACUUAUAUAUUCAUUUUCUCUUUGCUGUUUGUAUAUAUAUAUAUAUUACGUCUGUAUAUAAUUAUUGUUGGUUCUUAUCAUGUUCCUAAGCACGUGUUUGGAUCCCCUCAGCUUCUGCUGAGGCAUCCUCCUGCUCUCUUUCUCCUGGAGGCCAUAUAAAACAUGGGUCUGUACUGACUCUCA